Symbiodinium necroappetens is the source of this 581-nucleotide messenger RNA. NCBI's taxonomy places the organism in Eukaryota, Dinophyceae, Suessiales, Symbiodiniaceae. The record is from the annotation of a GenBank genome assembly.
AUGCACUCGAGUGAGGCCUCCCCCGAGAUGCGACACAUCCGGGUCCUGGAGAAUCGCCUCGACAAGACGAUGAUCAAGUACAACGAGGCGCAGAGCAUCCGCAAGACCUACGAGGCCAUUGUUCGAAGGCUCAAGGAAGAGCGCAUGGGUUUCGAUAACCAGCUGGCCGGCAUCGAGCGGACCUUAAAGGCCAAGGAGAGGGACUACGAGGAGCUGCUCCUCUUGUCCCACGAUGCCUACCAUGCCAAGGAGAUGGCACAGGCAGAGCUCCACCGAUUCGAGCAGGGGGUCAUGGAGGAGAGGAACCAGCGCGACAAAGAGGUCCAAGAGAAGAAGGCCUUGGUGGAACAGCGGGUGGAGAUGAACAAGCGCCUGGAGAUGCGCGAGCGCAUGCAGAGGCAGCAGCAGCAGGAGAUUGAAAGCAAUCAGAAGAGAGAGGCCCGCGACCUCCCUGCGGUGGACCAGGGAGGCUCCCCCGGAGAUGUUGCAGAGGAGGAGCAGAAGAUCCAGCUCUUCAUCCAUGCUUUCAAUCAGAUCAAGGAGGCCACUGGCGUGAAUGAUCCCAACGAGAUCAUCCAGAA